Molecule: messenger RNA, 1565 nt
Organism: Micromonas commoda
Lineage: Eukaryota; Viridiplantae; Chlorophyta; Mamiellophyceae; Mamiellales; Mamiellaceae
Product: bile Acid:Na+ symporter family
Exons: 1
Coding region: 1-1512 (503 amino acids)
Cellular component (GO): membrane
Source: RefSeq, a predicted model, not a curated record
AUGGCGAACCCGGCGAUCGCGGCGACGGGGAACAUCAUCCUGUUCGUCCUGAUCCUCGGGCUCGCCUCGCAGGUGGACUGGGGAGAGUUCAAGCAGCGGUUCAGCAAACCGUACGGCAUAGGCAUCGGACUGCUGUGCCAGUUCAUCGUCCUGCCCCUCGCGGGGCUCGCCAGCGUUCGAGCCUUCUUCCCGAACAACCCGGUGUACGGCAUCCCGCUGCUCGUCACCGUGUGCUCUCCCGGUGGCAGUUACAGCAACUGGUGGUGCUCGCUGUUCAACAGCGACCUCCCGCUGUCCAUGGCGAUGACCACCGCGAGCUCCCUCCUCGCCGUGGGAACCCUGCCCGUGAACAUCAUGAUCUACCUGGCGCUGGCGUACCCGAACCGCGGCGACGACGGCGUGAAGGUGGCGUACGGAGGCCUGUUUUUGUCCCUGGCGAUGGUGGUUUGCGGCAUAGGGCUCGGGCUGCUGGCCAGCAUCAAGCGGCCGGAGUGGCGGGAGAACCUCGGGAAGCUCGGUAACGCGGCUGGGGUCACGCUCGUGCUGCUGGGGGUUUUCUUCUCGAGCAACUCGAGCCGGCCCAUAUGGGCCAGGUCUUUGGAGUUUUACGUGGGCGUGGGCGUACCCUGCGUGGUGGGUUUGCUGGUGGCACUCGCGUUCGCGUACGCGUGCGGUUUGCCCAAGCCGCACUGCCUGUCGGUCACGAUCGAGACGGCGUAUCAGAACACCGCGAUUCCUCUCGCAGUCAUCUUGUCCACGUUUAGCAAUGACGAUAAGGCGAUGUGCGACACCAUCGGCAUGAGGGCCGAGGCUGUGGAGGGUGAGGGGGGCGGCGCGGCCGAUUGCGACGUCAUAGGCGUCGCCGCGGGCGUGCCCACCUUCUACCAGGUUGUCCAGGUCGUUUCCCUCGGUAUCCUGUGCCUGGCGGGUUGGAAAGCCGGGUGGACUUACGCCCCCCCGCAUCACACGCUGUGGCGCAUCCUCUCGGAUAACUACCAGCCCAUUGCGGGCGACGACGAACCCGACGAUCCGGACGUGCGUUUGGCACACGGGGGGAGCACGGGAUCGUUCGUGCACAGGGAUAUUCGCGCGAGGCGGCGGCACACGCGGUCGCUCUCGCUGGGCAGCGGCGAGAACUUCGACUUUGACUCGAUCAACUUCGCGGAGCUCGGCGCCAUCGGCGAGGAGCGCACGGCGGACAACCCGCUCGGGGGCGUGGGGGAUGCCGGGGGCCGGGGGGGCGGUCGCGCGCGGCGGGGACGGGGUGGUCGGGGGCCGGGGCACGCGCGGACGAGGUCCGACGGCGGGUUCUUCUUCGACGCGGCGCUUCCGCCCAGUCGAUCGCCGAAGAAGGGCGAGGUCAAUUCGCUGCUUCGCGUCAAUUCGCUGGGGGACAUCGUGGAGGACGAUUCCCCGCGCCGGGAGAAAUCCGAUGAGGUGACCGGGGAAGGCGACGAGUGUGGGGACGAUGAGACGGUGGACGUCGAGGCCGUGGACCUCGAGAAGAAGUAGACGACGACGCGCACGUAGGAGAAUGAGGUUGACUAAAGACUCUUAUGCAGAUU